Plasmopara halstedii is the source of this 684-nucleotide messenger RNA. Its product is annotated as septum-promoting gtp-binding protein 1. Bases 1 to 684 code for a protein of 227 amino acids. The record is from RefSeq and is a predicted model, not a curated record. Gene Ontology annotation, molecular function: GTPase activity; GTP binding. The transcript is spliced from 3 exons. NCBI's taxonomy places the organism in Eukaryota, Oomycota, Peronosporomycetes, Peronosporales, Peronosporaceae.
AUGGAGGAAAAGCAGCGAGAAGACAGUCGCAGCGUCGCGAAACGAGUGGAGCGGCCAUCACGAGGUGUGGGUCCAGCAGGUGGAACUUCGGCAGGCGUCGGUGGAUGCGGGCGGAAUAAUGUAGUAGUUAAGGUGGGAAUGGUGGGAGACGCGCAGGUGGGUAAGACAAGUCUUAUGGUCAAGUAUGUAGAGGGCAAGUUCGACGAGGACUAUAUUCACACAUUGGGCGUCAACUUUAUGGAGAAAACGAUUGCGUUACGUAACACGGAAAUCACAUUUAGUAUUUGGGACCUCGGUGGUCACCGCGAGUUUAUUAGCAUGUUGCCACUAGUGUGCAAUGAUGCGGUCGCCAUUCUCUUCAUGUUUGAUUUGUCUCGAAAGGCUACGCUCACGAGUAUUAAGGAGUGGUAUCGUCAAGUGCGCUCUAUUAAUAAGAAUGCAUUUCCCUUUCUUGUCGGGAUGAAAUACGACCAUUUCGCAAAUUUUGCGGUAGAGGAACAGGAAGAUAUUACAAAACAGGCGCGCAAGUUUGCCAAGGCUAUGAAGGCGCCAUUGAUCUUCACGUCAGCCUCGCACUCUAUUAAUGUGCAAAAAGUGUUCAAGGUUGUGCUUAGCAAAGUGUUCGAUCUCAAGUGUACUGUUCCCAUCAUUGAUCGUGUGGGCGAUCCCAUUCUUCAGUAUUAG